Phytophthora infestans T30-4 is the source of this 1767-nucleotide messenger RNA. RefSeq lists its product with no specific name. Gene Ontology annotation, biological process: chromatin remodeling. Gene Ontology annotation, molecular function: histone methyltransferase activity. The coding region runs from base 1 to 1767 and encodes 588 amino acids. The record is from RefSeq and is a predicted model, not a curated record. The transcript has 5 exons. NCBI's taxonomy places the organism in Eukaryota, Oomycota, Peronosporomycetes, Peronosporales, Peronosporaceae.
AUGCUCCACCCCACAGCGUAUCGCGGUGUUUACUUUGACGAAGCCCCGCCGAACAUUCUUCCUUUCAGUGGCCAGACGUGUAGUGAGCCGUUCGCGUUGAAUUGCGAGCACCCGCUCACAUUCUAUGACGAAACAGAGACGCUGGCAAGCCAGUGCUCGAUCCUGGAAAGCUUCGGCAAGCCCACGCAGUGUAUUUCAUCCGUGUUUCCUAACGAGGUGGCGAGGCCUCAGAGUGACGUCACUCGUGCUGUGAGUUCCUUGGUGACAGCACAUCUUCCUAUCAUUCGUCGCUGUCAUCGAAGGAAGGUGCAAGCUAUUCUGACAGAGGCCCGUAGGAAGAUUGUUACGUACCAAGGAGCAUUGAGGAAGUUCAGGAGACCUCCUUACGGUCAGAAUGCGGUGACGUCGCAUCUGCUUCCUCGCUCCACAGCGGAGAAGCAUGCUGUGAGGAAGCUGAAAGCUGUGCAGCACAUGUGCAGCCAGAGUGCGGGAAGCGUCUCGUUCCGAAUUGGUCGUGGCGACAGCUUCGUGCGAGAGAGAACCGUGUCAUCGCUGAUCCAGAUCAGCCGCGUCGAAGAGAUUCCACCUCUGCGGCGGUACACGACGAGCAUUGGACUGCGUGGCAACUACCGCGUCGAGGACGAUCCGAUUCUACGCUACACUGCCAUCACAAGGUCGAGUGGAGCUGAGGGUGGGAAUGAAAGUGGUGAGAAGUACGGACUACAGGUAGGCAGUGUGGCUGACGAAGAGGUGGCGGAGUUCGUGCUGCGACUGGUGGUUGGUCGUCUUAGCGACUCGGAACAAGUGUUCCACGCGCUGAAGAGCGAGCUCGGCUUCUCUCAGGCGUACACAGCGUACAGCGAACUGAAGAAGCUGCACGACUCGAGGCAGCGAGCAGCCACCAGACUGGAUCGGAUGGAGAAGCUGGGUCGUGGUGGAAAGCAUGCGUGGGAUCCCGAUGUGGCAGCCAUUGUCAACUUGCUAAAGCAGUCGUCGUUAUCGAAAGCCAGCCGCGCGAAAGCCUUGAGCAGACGGUUGCAGCCGCCAAUAUGCAGUUUCGAGUCAAGCAUCGUGGACAGUCUCGUGGACGGCGCGACGGCAGGCAUCGCAGCGUUAGGCCUGCGUGCGACAGAUUCGUACCACGACUUGGUGGACGUGUACCAUGGCUCGCUCUGUCGGACGUGCUACAGAUACGCCUGCCACGAACAUGGAGGCGAUCACCCGCUACCGACCAGGCGAGUGGAUCCCGUCUACCCUCAAAUUCGCAAGACCAUGACUGAUCCAUCCGAGUAUGUCGAUACGUCGCACGUACCGUUGGUGGCGGAAAAGAUGCACACAUUCCUCUCUGCAGGAAGCCCAUGCAGCAAGAUGUGCUGGAAGAAUGAUGAGACCAUGGAUGCGAGUGCCCAGCGAACUACAUUAUCAGCAGCAGAGCUUGGUGUGCUUCGAAAGCUCCGAGAGACUAUGGGCGACAACUCGUGCCUGCUCUCGGCCAUCAUGGGCUCUGUUUGUUGUUUUGAGGUGCACGACAUGAUAAAAAAUGAGCAAGCAAAUAAUGACAACCGCGGAGGUGUGACGGAUGGUGUUGGGAGGUCGGGCCGGCGUGUCCGCAACUGGAAGCAGGGGCGCAGGGCGGGCGGAAGUAAUCACGAGCUGCUACAGCGAACACGCAACCAACGUCUGCAGGAUCGGGGCACGGAGAAUCAUGAAUACCAGCCACCACAUGUGCGAGAAAGCGUGUGCCUGCUCUCGCGACUGUCCAAAUAG